Messenger RNA from Solanum verrucosum, 971 nucleotides. Its product is annotated as probable carboxylesterase 2. The transcript has 2 exons. Gene Ontology annotation, molecular function: hydrolase activity. The coding region runs from base 7 to 960 and encodes 317 amino acids. The record is from RefSeq and is a predicted model, not a curated record. Lineage: Eukaryota; Viridiplantae; Streptophyta; Magnoliopsida; Solanales; Solanaceae.
AAAAAAAUGGACACAUCCAACAAUCUUGAAAUUGUGCAUGAUGUUUUUCCAUAUGUACAAGUGUACAAAAAUGGAACAAUCAAAAGACUUGUAGGCACUGAAUUCACACCAGCAACCUAUGACUCUCAAACUAAUGUUACAUCCAAAGAUGUUUUGAUAGAUCCAAAAUCAGGCAUUUCUGCCAGAAUUUAUCGACCUAAUUCAGCAACAAAAUCUAAAAAACUUCCUUUAGUAGUUUAUUUUCAUGGUGGAGCAUUUUGUAUAUCCUCUAUUGGUGAUCCUAAGUACCAUGAUUCUCUUAAUGUGUUUGUGUCUUGUGCUAAUGUUGUUCUUGUCUCAGUGGAUUAUAGAUUAGCUCCAGAACAUCCUCUUCCAACAGCUUAUGAUGAUUCUUGGUUUGUUCUUCAAUGGGUGGCUCAACAUAAAUCAAAACAGGGGAAUGAAGUUUGGUUGAAUGAGUUUGUUGACUUUGAUACUGUUUUCUUGGCAGGGGACAGUGCAGGUGCUAAUAUUUCACACUUCAUGGCAAUAAGAGCAGAUGAAGGUUUAGGGAUGAAGCUUACUGGGAUGCUUAUGAUUAGUCCAUAUUUUUGGGGAGAAGAGCCAAUUGGGAUAGAGAUUAAAGAUUCAGUGAGAAAAUCAAUGGUAGAUAAAUGGUGGGAAUUUGUUUGUCCAUCAAAUAAAGGGAAUAAUGACCCUUUAAUCAAUCCUUUUGUUGAUGAAGCACCAAAUCUUGAAGAAUUGGCUUGUGAAAGAGUUCUUGUUUGUGUAGCAGAAUUGGAUAUACUGAGAGACAGAGGAAUAUUGUACUAUGAAUCUUUGAUGAAGAGUCAGUGGAAAGGAAAAGUUGAAAUCUUUGAAACUAAAGGGGAAGAUCAUGUUUUUCACAUAUUUAAUCCUAAUAGUGAAAAAGCACUUGAUUUGGUCAAAUCUUGGGCUACUUUUAUUAAUGAAAAGUGACUGUCUUGGUG